This is a messenger RNA of Trichomycterus rosablanca, 1201 nucleotides long. Its product is annotated as zinc finger protein 239-like. Gene Ontology annotation, biological process: regulation of gene expression. The transcript is spliced from 2 exons. Gene Ontology annotation, cellular component: nucleus. NCBI's taxonomy places the organism in Eukaryota, Metazoa, Chordata, Actinopteri, Siluriformes, Trichomycteridae. The record is from RefSeq and is a predicted model, not a curated record. The annotation marks the transcript as partial.
CGUGAGAACCUGACGCCCACCAGAAGCUCCAGUAAUCAGCAAACGUCCUCUGAUCCUGUCAGCAUUAACACGUCUCACCAGGGGAAACAGCAAAAAGGAAACGUCUGCUCACUGUGUGGAAGGAGCUUCAGGUUCCAGAGUGAUCUCAAACAACACCAGCGCAUUCACACUGGAGAGAAACCCUAUCAAUGCUCACAGUGUGGGAAGAGUUUUAAUCAACAGAGUAAUCUCAAAACACACCAGCGCAUUCACACUGGAAAGAAACCGUAUCAGUGCUCACAGUGUGGGAAGAGCUUCGGGUUCCAGUGUGAACUCAAAAUACACCAGCGCAUUCACACUGGAGAGAAACCGUAUCAGUGCUCACAGUGUGGGAAGAGUUUUAAUAGUCCAAGUCAUUGUGAACUCAAAACACACCAGCGCAUUCACACUGGAGAGAAACCGUAUCAGUGCUCACAGUGUGGGAAGAGCUUCAGGUCCACGAGUUAUCUAAAAAAACACCAGCACAUUCACACUGGAAAGAAACCGUAUCAGUGCUCACAGUGUGGGAAGAGUUUUAAUCAACAGAGUAAUCUCAAAAUACACCAGCGCAUUCACACUGGAGAGAAACCGUAUCAGUGCUCACAGUGUGGGAAGAGUUUUAAUAGUCCAACUUAUCUCAAAAUACACCAGCGCAUUCACACUGGAGAGCAACCGUAUCAGUGCUCACAGUGUGGGAGGAGUUUUAAUAGUCAGAGUGCUCUCACAAGCCACCAGCGUAUUCACACUGGAGAGAAACCGUACCAGUGCUCACAGUGUGGGAAGAGUUUUAAUAGACAGAGUCAUGUCAAAACACACCAGCGCAUUCACACUGGAGAGAAACCGUAUCAGUGCUCACAGUGUGGGAAGAGUUUCGGGUUCCAGAGUGAACUCAAAAGACACCAGCGCAUUCACACUGGAGAGAAACCGUAUCAGUGCUCACAGUGUGGGAAGAGUUUUAAUAGUCAGAGUGGUUUCAAAACACACCAGUGCAUUCACACUGGAGAGAAACCGUAUCAGCAGGGUUUCAUCACACCUCCCAAAAACAUACCAGUAUGUGGACUGAUUGAUAUAAAUCCUUCUUGUGAGUGAGUGAAAGUUUUCCUUUAAAAUUAUACAUGUAAAAGUUCCUUUUUUUAACUUUAAAUAAUCUUUAAAACAUUUUCUUUUAUAAAUGUAGAAUAUU